Molecule: messenger RNA, 1539 nt
Organism: Thunnus maccoyii (southern bluefin tuna)
Lineage: Eukaryota; Metazoa; Chordata; Actinopteri; Scombriformes; Scombridae
Product: major histocompatibility complex class I-related gene protein-like
Exons: 2
Coding region: 299-1396 (365 amino acids)
Biological process (GO): immune response
Cellular component (GO): external side of plasma membrane
Source: RefSeq, a predicted model, not a curated record
UCAGCCUGAAACACUGAAAUAAAACAAUUUAAAAUGUGAAUAAAAAGUGUUUGUUGUUGCCUGAGGUGUAAAAGAUCUGUUCUCUUUGACGAAAACAGAUCUGUGGAGCUCGACUGCUGCACACUUCCCUCUCUCUGAUUCGUCAGACUCCUUUGAUCUGCCCGGACACACCAGGUUCUGGAUGCUGAUUGGUUGAAACACACAAAGUGAAAGUAAGCAAAGUGAAGAAGAGGAAGCAGAUGUUUAAAACCACAGCAAUCAAUCGGUUAAUCAGCUGAUUCCUGAUCAGCAGAUCAAUAUGUUUGUCUUCCAGCUGCUGUUUGUGUCUCUGUUCCUCCGUCAGGUGAUGAGUUCAGGUUCAGGACGACACUCCCUGUGGGCGCCGGCCACCUACAUCUCAGGGUCGACGCCGUUUCCAGAGUUCAGUGUGGUCCUGAUGCUGGACGACAUCCAGGUGGGCUACUACGACUCUGUGAUGGAUCGGCUGACCAGUGGCGGUGGCGAGGAGGGGGCGGAGCUGGGCCUGGGUCAGGAGGCCGUGUUCGUACUGAGACUGACGCUGGUCAAACACCGCUUCAACCUGACGGCGGGCGUCCACGUCCAGCAGAGGCUGACGGGCUGCGAGGUCCUGCAGGACGGACAGCCGGCGCUCAUCAUGUUCAGGGACGGCUCCAACGGGCAGGACGCCGACAGCCUGAUGUACAACAUGACGCACUUCAGCUACGCUGGCGGCGACGGCUGGGAGAUUCAAUGGGACGCCAUGAAGAAGACGUACUUCCAGAUGCUUUACUCCAACAUCUACCUGCCCUUCUGCGUGCGGACGCUCAGGCAUCUCCUGGACCGCGAGAAACGCCUGGUGACGCGUCGGGUUCAACCUCGAGUCCGCUUCAUAACGAAGCAGGUGGUGGGCGGGGCUCAGCUCACCUGUAUGGCCACAGACUUCUAUCCUUGCCACAUCAACUUGACGCUGCUGCGGGACGGCCAGUCGGUGGAUGAAGACCAGCUGACGGGCGGCGCGGUGCUGCCCAACGCCAACGGCCUCUACCAGGUGAGGAAGACAUUGACUGUCACGGACGAAGAGCUUCAACAGAAACACAACUACACCUGCGCCGCCGCUCACCUGAGCCUGGACAACCGGCUGGAGGUCAGCUGGAGGGCGGAGUCGUCCUGCUCUCACAGGAUGCACAUCAUCUCCGCCCCCGCCAGUCUGACCGCCGCCGCCGCCGUCCUGCUGCUGCUGCUGUGGAGUAGGAGGAAACACACACGGAGGUCAGAGGGCGUCGCCAUGGAUACACAGGUGCAGACAGGAGAGGAGUACGUCCCCGUCCCUCCCACUGAAGACACGAGCAGAGAGGAAACAGGAAACAGAAACGUGACGUCUGUCAGUCGACUGUAGAGACUCAUGAACCGUUUCUACUGUUUUAUUGAUUAAUUAUUUGCAUUUAUUGAUAUUCUGAUUUUAAAUUAAUUAUUUAAUGACGCAGGUUAUAGUUAUAGUUUCUACUCAUCACUCAGAUCUUCAGCCUCACGUGUGACUGA